UACUGAAUCAGAUUCAGCGGGUGUUGGCAAAAGGUUUCAGCUGCAUGCAGUAAGGUUAUUAUUUUUGGAUGGAUUUAUUCAUCAAACAAUACUUCCAUUCACUUGCAGGUCAUUAAAUCAUAAUUGGCAGACGCCGUGCGUGCCUGACGCGGCUGUGUGACAGGCCCCCUAGGCCAACAGUCUACCGCAUCUGAGAAGAACAGCCGGCAAACAGUGAACACAUUACAGCGCUGCAAACCCAUGCAGCACGCUAUUCAGUGAGUGGUUUGGUUGAGGCAUCUUAGUGUCACAUCAGAAACAGCUUCCUACCUUCACCGUAACUAAAGUACCAUGUCACACCACAAAGUCAUAUCUGCAGGAGCAAGGUGACGAAAAAUUUAUACCAACGAUGUUAUCGGCUACACGUCAUCCAUACUAACUUCAAGUGGGACGUCAUGGAGACUCAAACGAUGAAAAUAAAAGAAAAUAGUAAUUAAAAAAAAAUAUCCCGUCAUUAACAAAAUAGAAAGAAAGCUCUGCUUCCACAACGACAUUUCUUCAGUGUUGCUCUGCUUAAUGCAGGUGCCCACUCACUCCAGCAGUCUAUGGGACGCACACCAAGGCUGCACCAUAGCUAUGAGCGCUGCCGUCAGUCGGGGAAUAGAAUCAGUCAACAAUAAUAAGUAUAUCCCGGACCAGCACCAAUCUUGUACACAACAUAAGAGAAAGAAACAAAAACCAGUUCACGGCGGGGCAGAGAACACCAGCCCUCACUUGUAGUGGGGACGAUCAAGCACAGUGUUAAAAUAAGUUACAAUGGCACAUUGGAAUGACACAAAGUCAAGGGUUGACUGCUUUCCCCUCUCCAGCAGCCACCACCGCCAUCACCACCAUCUCACCGCUAUAUAAGCCGCGCCGCUUCUCCGUCACCACCAUUCACACUCCUGCCUCCUGCAUCAACAUGGCCUGCAAGCUUCUCCUCGUCUUGGCCACCCUAGUGGCCCUCUCCGCCGCCUCCUACGUGCCCCAGGACUCCUAUAGAGCAGCGCCCGCCAACUAUGACUUCAACUGGGCCGUCAACGACGCUGCUUCCGGCAACAACUACGCCCACCAGGAGGCCCGCGACGGAGACAACACGCAGGGAUACUACUUCGUGCAGCUGCCCGACGGUCGCCUGCAGAAGGUCACCUAUUCUGUGCAGGGCGACUCAGGCUUCCUGGCCGAGGUCACUUACGAGGGCGAGGCCCAGUACCCACAGCAGGGAUACGGCGCCCCUGCCAGGCAUCCGACGCCCACCUACGGCACCCCUGGCCCGCAAUACGCCCGCUGAGCACACUUCCCUCCCUCCCGACGCCAGGACCCGCGCCCCCUCACCGCCACUCAUUCCUCACCUCUUUCUGUAUUUAUUGACUCCCUCCGUGCAUAACUUGCAAUAAAGACAAGGCAAGCA
Molecule: messenger RNA, 1429 nt
Organism: Portunus trituberculatus (swimming crab)
Lineage: Eukaryota; Metazoa; Arthropoda; Malacostraca; Decapoda; Portunidae
Product: cuticle protein 19.8-like
Exons: 4
Coding region: 809-1309 (166 amino acids)
Cellular component (GO): extracellular matrix
Source: RefSeq, a predicted model, not a curated record